AUAAAUGGUAAAGAGUUCGUACUUAAAGUAUGGCCAUUUAGAAACCUCCUUCCUGAUAACCUAAUCGAGGAUAUAUUACGUUGCUAUUUAAUUUCAAAUGCCGUACCGCUCUAUAAUGUAUUUCCAAUCAGAUUGGGCAACAUCAACGUUAAAAUCGAGUCUGUUAUAAUUAAUAAAAAGAUCGUACUACUACUUACAAAAUGGAUAGAUGGAAAAACUAUAAAUGAUAAAAGUUCAAAAGAAACUCGAUAUAAAUUUAAUCUUCUUUUUCGAAGUGGAUAUGGAUUUUUAGCUAGAAUAUUCUAUCAUAAAUCACAUAAAACAUUUCAUCAAAAAUGUGAUAAUAAAGGGGCAACGAUUGUUAUAGCAAGAAUUUCCGGUUCGAACAUGCUGGUUGGUGGUUAUAAUCCACUUGAUUGGAAUGGAAAUAAUAUAUGGAAACAAACAAAUGAUAGCUUUAUAUUUUUAUUAAGUGAUCUCAAUAACCCUCAAAGUGCAAAAUUAGGACGUGUUACCAAUAAAACUUAUGCGGUUUAUUGCGGUAAUGAUCACGGACCAACAUUCGGAGGUGUCGAUUUAUUUGAUCCAAAUAACAGGGGUAAUAAGGAACAUUGUGAUUCCUACCCUAACAUCGGUAUUCCGACUUCAUGA
Molecule: messenger RNA, 651 nt
Organism: Racocetra persica
Lineage: Eukaryota; Fungi; Glomeromycota; Glomeromycetes; Diversisporales; Gigasporaceae
Source: the annotation of a GenBank genome assembly